AUGAAAACCAUAAACCCGCCCAAAACCCCUUUGAUCAGCAGCCAUACUCUUUUGUUCCCGGUAUGUUUUCCGCUUCGAUCUUUUCCUUCCAACCGAAAUCCGCUCAAAAUUAUGUCGCCGAAGAGUGAACACAACCCCCUCGAUAAAUUAUCUCUACUCGAUUGCAGCCGCAAAGAGGAUGUUCUUGGUGCGAUUAAGGGUGGCUUGUCAAAUUGCCUCUUUGAGACGAAUCUUCAUUUGACGGUUCCAGGUCUCAAGUCGAAAACCAGAGGGAAGGUGAGGGAUGUAUACGAUGGUGGAAAGUACCUUGUUCUGGUAACCACUGAUAGGCAUAGCGCUUUCGAUAGAGUUCUUGCUUCCCUUCCUUUCAAAGGACAAAUUCUGAAUGAGACGAGCCUGUGGUGGUUUGAUAGAACUAUACACAUUACACCAAAUGCUUUUGUGUUUGUUGUUGAUAAGAAUGUUAUGAUUGCCAAAAAAUGCUCGCUCUUCUCUGUUGAAUUUGUUGUGAGAGGAUAUGUGACAGGAAGUACUGAUACAUCGUUGUGGACGAUAUAUAAUAAAGGCGUUCGAAAUUAUUGUGGCAAUGCUCUUCCAGAUGGCUUGGUGAAAAACCAAAAGCUACAGAAAAACAUAAUCACUCCAACUACCAAGCCUGAGGAUGAUGAUGUCCACGUAACUACACGAGAGAUAAUCAAACUUGGACUGAUGACUGAAGCUGAGUAUGAUGAAGCCAGUACAAAAGCAUUGAGCUUAUUUCAGCUUGGACAGCAUGUGUCUUUGGAACAUGGCUUAAUAUUGGUGGACACAAAGUAUGAAUUUGGAAAACGCUCGGAUGGUUCCAUUCUAUUAGUUGAUGGAGCCCUUCUAGUGUGCUCUAUAGCACCCAUGCUAUAA
Linum tenue is the source of this 897-nucleotide messenger RNA. The record is from the annotation of a GenBank genome assembly. NCBI's taxonomy places the organism in Eukaryota, Viridiplantae, Streptophyta, Magnoliopsida, Malpighiales, Linaceae.